This is a messenger RNA of Gambusia affinis (western mosquitofish), 1653 nucleotides long. Its product is annotated as complement receptor type 1-like. The record is from RefSeq and is a predicted model, not a curated record. The transcript has 11 exons. The coding region runs from base 100 to 1485 and encodes 461 amino acids. NCBI's taxonomy places the organism in Eukaryota, Metazoa, Chordata, Actinopteri, Cyprinodontiformes, Poeciliidae.
CUCAGCAGGGCUGUGCCAGCCUUCUUCUAUAAAUCUCUCCAUCUGACCCUCCCGUUGGUAUUUGCUUUUCAUAACCUCGUCUUGUACAGGAGAACAACCAUGAGGACCGCCACUGGGACUAUUGUGAUUUUAUCGUUUGCUUUUUUAGCAACAGCUCAAGAGGCACAGGAGUGUUCCGCUCCGCUGGAGUACCCGCACACCCGACUGAAAUUCACAUCUAGACAGACGUUCAGGAGCGGGGAGAAGGUUUACUACCGCUGCGCCGAGGACUUCACUCCAUCCAAAGGGAGCAGAUCUGUGGAGUGUCAGAAUGGAAAGUGGAGCCGACUGACUCUAAAAUGCGAAAAGAUAACAUGUGGCAACGCCGGAGAUCUCCCCAAUGGACACUUCCACUAUGAAGGUCAAACGUAUGUUGGGGAGAAAGUUUAUGCCAAAUGCAACGAGGGAUACAUGCUGAAGGGAAGGAACUACAUGAUAUGCAAGAGGUCUGGAUGGACUGGUGAAUUCCCAUCAUGUGAAGUUGUCUCGCCAGAGAAAGAAAUCACAUGCUCCAGUCCAGUGGUGAACAACUCAGUGAAGAGUGGCAGAGAGGUUUCAGUUCACCAUGUUGGAGACACCAUAAACAUCACCUGUAGCACUGGUUUCCAGUUGGAUGGAGCACAGCAGCUCACCUGUGGGUCCGACGGCCAGUGGCAGCCGAAACUCCCUCAGUGUUUUCUGUCCCCUGAUAAAAGGCCUGCAGGUGGAUGUGAUGCACCACUUAUUGUCAGCAGCUCCAACGCCAACCUUGCAGACAAGUACAUCACUAUGACCUCGUUUUCUUCUGGCGACAAAGUCUACUACAGCUGUGAUGUGGGAUAUACUCCAGUGGGUGGCAGCAGGAUUCGCACAUGUGACAAUGGAAAAUGGACGCCUCUGAAGCUAAAAUGUGAACGAAAGCUGUGUGGCCACGCUGGAGUCAUUUCAAACGGACAGUUCGUCUACACAGGCGUAGAGUUUGGAGAUACAGCCACAGCUGAGUGUGAUGAGGGGUUUAUACUCGUAGGUCGGGCCACCAGGCACUGCCUGAGCAACGGCUGGGACGGUCGUCCUCCUGUCUGUGAAGCUGUCGAGUGCCAAGAGCCAACAGAGACGAAUGCUCAGAGGAGAAAUUUCCAGGAGCCGCCAUACACAUUCAGGAAUGUGAUUCUCUAUGGGUGCCAAGUGGGAAGCCUGGUGGGAUCGAGGGAGAUAUGGUGCACCAAGAAUGGGACAUGGAGCUCACCUCCUCCACAAUGCAAAGUUAUACAAUGUCGGUCACCAAAUAUUCCCAACGCCUUCUGGAUUAACUCUCACAAGAAAACGUAUCGCCCUAUGGAGACCAUCAGUUCAUUUAAAUGCCAGUAUGGCUAUAAUUUUACUGGACCAACACACAUCACCUGUGGCAGCGAGGGCCAAUGGUUGCAGACGCUUCCAAAAUGUCUUCCCAGACAGUGGAGGGGCUAAUCUGCUGCCAAAAGUUUGAUCUUAUAAUAUUUAAUCCAAUUUCCAUACACUCAUUUAUCAAUACCUUUAACAUAAUUACUGUCAAAAUCAACCGUUAGUAAUGCACUGUUUAAUAUUUUUGCUCCUGUGUACAACCAUUACAAAGACAUUAAAUACCUUGCAAAGGAA